AUGUCGAGCCUGCGUCCCAUUGUGCUGUGUGGCCCGUCGGGCGUCGGAAAAAGCACUCUGAUCCGGCGGCUCUUUGAUGAAUUCCCUGACCGUUUCGGGUUCAGCGUGAGCCACACGACGCGCGCCAUGCGGCCGGGCGAGCAGGACGGCGUGUCGUACCACUUUGUCGCGCGCGACGAGUUCGAGCGCCGCGUGCGUGCCGGCGAAUUUCUUGAGCACGCCGAGUUCGGCGGCAACCUGUAUGGCACGACCGCCCAGGCCGUCCAAGACGUGAGCCGCCAGAGCGGGGGGCGCCGUGCGAUCCUCGACAUUGACGCCCAGGGUGUGCGCCUGAUCAAGGCGAAUCAUGCGUCGCUGAACCCCGUGUUUGUGUUUGUGGCGCCGCCAACGUUUUCGACGCUGCAGGAGCGCCUCCAGCGCCGCGCGACCGACGCGCCCGAAGCCAUUGAGCGCCGCCUGAACAUGGCCCAGCAGGAGCUCGCGUUCGCUCGCGAGCCGCACAGCUUCGACUGCGUCAUCGUGAACGACGACUUGGACCGCGCGUACCAGCUCCUGCGCAAGGUCGCCAACGACGACCUGCAGGGGCCGUUCGAUCAGGUGCCUGCUGAGGACGACACGGAGCGUGCGCGCCGCCCCACUACAUAG
This is a messenger RNA of Malassezia sympodialis ATCC 42132, 645 nucleotides long. RefSeq names its product guanylate kinase (gene GUK1). The record is from RefSeq and is a predicted model, not a curated record. Gene Ontology annotation, molecular function: GMP kinase activity. Gene Ontology annotation, biological process: purine nucleotide metabolic process. Gene Ontology annotation, cellular component: cytosol. Lineage: Eukaryota; Fungi; Basidiomycota; Malasseziomycetes; Malasseziales; Malasseziaceae.